UCCCGAAGUAUGUACUGUAUGUAUAUAGAUGUUAGACCCUCACCAAGUGCCGACGCGAUUCGCGACACAAAUGGCACCGCUCGGCGCAGUGUUCGCGCGGUAAACGGCGCGGGUGGACGUACGGUCAUGCGAGAGGCGGCUGGAAGGAUGGCCGAACUAGAGUUCGAGGCGCCGCUCGCCCAAAUCGAAGAGGCGGACGACUGUCUCUCGACAGCAGACUACCCACAGAAGACUAUAAAUGGAAAUGAGAUUCGUCUCAACAAUAUUAACAACCUGAAAAAUGAUAUGAUAAAAAUACAAACCGAUUCCAACAAAAUCAACGAUAAUGACGAGCCGAGACCGGUGAAGUGUAAACAGGAUAAUAUGCAGAACUGUGAAGGUGACAAUUUUACGGAAACUUUCUCCGGUUCGCUCGAAGAUUUGGUGAACACUUUUGAUGAAAAGAUCACAAAGUGCUUUGGAAAUUACGAAGAAAGCGUGGAAAAGUUGGCUCCAGUACAAGUUCGUUCUCAGGAGGAAAUUAUGAGCGAAUGCCAAAUGUGGUGGACAAUCACUGGGAAUUUCGGGAACAUUCUGCCGAUUGACUGGACAAAAUCUUUUUCGAGAAAAAUGCACAUUCCAACAUUGAAUCUCAGCGAUAAAAAGGGCGCUAUGACUCCUGACGACGAGAUUCACAGCUCAGAAGACGAAGCGGUUGCGUCGGAUUUGGAUAUGCAUGCUCUAAUCUUGGGAGGUCUUCAUCAGGACCACGAGUGCCCUGUGAAGACUGCUGAUGAAGUGAUACAGGAAAUAGAUGAUAUGAUGCAGGAGACUCCAUCGUCGGAAGGUGAUCUGAUAGAAUACAACGAAGCUCUGGAGAAAGGGAAGGAGGUGCUCAAUUCUCCACUUUAUGAAGACAAACUACGCCAAUUAUCACUAGCUCAGCUGAACGAGAUAUUCAUGGAGCUCGAAGUGCUGAUAAGAGAGUUCUCGGAGACGCUGAUAGCGGAACUGGCUCUGAGGGACGAGCUCGAGUACGAGAAGGAACUGAAGAAUACCUUCAUAUCACUACUGCUGGCGGUGCAGAACAAGCGUCGCCAGUACCACAUCGAGAAGAAGAAGCGGCCGGGACCGCCUCGCUCGCCCAACCUGAACAACAGCCACUCCGAACCGAAGUAUUUGACCACGGUGAUACCAUUCCACAUGGACAACGGUCCCCCUGACAACCAAUCUCUACAAGUUCUUAUCAAGAUUCUAAAGGCAAUAAAUGAAGAUAGCCCCACAGUGCCGACGUUGCUUACAGACUACAUACUCAAAGUCUUGUGUCCGACGUAAACACACACACACGUACACAGAUUUAGCUAAUAUUAAACAAAAAAUUAUAACUACAUUUACGCUCAUUCAGACGAAGCUUUAUUUUUUAGAAUUUGACGCACGUCGUGGUCGUAAAUCAUUAUGAUAUAAUAACGUCGAGGGAUUUUAAUAAAGAAAAGCUUAGGAGUGAAAAUGUAGUUAUAUUAAUGAUUAAUUUUCAAAAACCAUUUCAACAUUUCGAUGUCAGCACAUUCUAUUUAAUAUUACGUCAUUAUUUCAUAUCAAAAAAAAAAUUAAAUCGGUGUAUUGAAAACGCGAUAUAAGUAAUUUUAAAUAU
Molecule: messenger RNA, 1630 nt
Organism: Melitaea cinxia (Glanville fritillary)
Lineage: Eukaryota; Metazoa; Arthropoda; Insecta; Lepidoptera; Nymphalidae
Gene: Unc-76
Product: fasciculation and elongation protein zeta-2
Exons: 7
Coding region: 10-1314 (434 amino acids)
Cellular component (GO): cytoplasm; axon
Source: RefSeq, a predicted model, not a curated record